AAACAUCAUAAGAAUGGACUGCCCCAUUAAAGUUAGCUAAUUAAAAUCGGUUACAGAAUAGAAGGAAGUCUUCGAUAAAUUAUUCAAGAUGCCUACUUAACACGUUUAAAGAUCUUAAUACAAACAAAUAUCAAAAUCUGAUUUAAUAAAUGAAUUGCGCCAAGAGAAUGAUGAGUUGAAAAAUACCAUCAUUGAGUUGAAGGAUAGGAUCAAGCAAUUAGAAAUACAAUUAAAAGGAAAGCAGAGUCUCCAAAUCGAAGAAGAAAAUCAAGAAAUAAUUUCAGUUGAAAAGCCAUAAUAAGAAUUUUAAGAAGAAAUGAAUGAAGAAGAGAAAUCUCUCCAUUUUGCCCUUAUACUCCAAUAACAAGAAGAGAUGGAAUUCUAAAAUCGAUUAAUCUAGUAUAAAUACUGUUAUAUAGUAUAGAAUGCAAAAUAAUGUUGAUUUGGAUGAAAUGAGUUACGAAUAAUUACAGGAAUUAUAAGAGAAAAUGGGCUUUGUAAGCAGAGGUUUGAUGGAAAAUCAAAUAUCAAUGCUCCUCAAAUAAUGUACAAUUCGAAAUUAAGCUGUUGAUUGGUAUAACAAUUGGUUACUAACAUUUUAGUUGCACAAUAUGCUUAGAGGAAAGUGGAAAUCCUGUUGAAAUUCAAUUAUAAUGUGGACAUGUGUUUCAUAAGGAAUGCAUUUCAGAAUGGUUGUCUAGAGAGAAACAUUGUCCAGUGUGCAAGAGGGAUAUUGAUUUGGGAAAGUUAAAGUGAUAUGAC
Paramecium octaurelia is the source of this 762-nucleotide messenger RNA. The record is from the annotation of a GenBank genome assembly. Lineage: Eukaryota; Ciliophora; Oligohymenophorea; Peniculida; Parameciidae.